Arabidopsis thaliana (thale cress) is the source of this 4440-nucleotide messenger RNA. RefSeq names its product Structural maintenance of chromosomes (SMC) family protein (gene TTN7). Gene Ontology annotation, molecular function: ATP hydrolysis activity; ATP binding. Gene Ontology annotation, biological process: chromosome organization; sister chromatid cohesion. Bases 204 to 3419 code for a protein of 1071 amino acids. The record is from RefSeq and is marked reviewed. The transcript has 27 exons. Lineage: Eukaryota; Viridiplantae; Streptophyta; Magnoliopsida; Brassicales; Brassicaceae. Gene Ontology annotation, cellular component: spindle; cytoplasm; nuclear matrix.
GAAAUACACAGACUCUAUUUUAUCUUGCUCCGUUAGACCAAAAUGUUAUUAGCUACUACCAUUUCAUUUUCAGUUCUAGUUAUUUUUGGCUGAAUUUUAAUUUCCCGGUCAUUUUUCUUCUACUUUGCCUCCAUUUUUUCUCAGCUCGAUCUUUCUCUGUGAACAAACCUAAUCUGGUGCGAGUACCUUAGCGAGGUUUCGCUAUGUUUAUCAAGCAGGUUAUAAUCGAAGGAUUUAAGAGUUACAAAGAGCAAGUUGCUACUGAGGAGUUUAGCAACAAAGUUAAUUGUGUUGUUGGGGCAAAUGGGUCUGGGAAAAGCAAUUUCUUCCAUGCGAUUCGUUUUGUAUUGAGUGACAUCUACCAAAAUCUGCGCAGUGAAGAUAGGCAUGCAUUACUCCAUGAAGGUGCUGGUCAUCAAGUCGUGUCCGCGUUCGUGGAGAUUGUGUUUGAUAAUUCUGACAACCGGUUCCCGGUUGAUAAGGAAGAAAUACGCUUGCGCAGAACAGUUGGCCUGAAGAAGGAUGAUUAUUUCUUGGAUGGGAAACACAUUACAAAAGGUGAAGUUAUGAAUUUAUUGGAGAGUGCUGGAUUUUCUCGUGCUAAUCCUUACUAUGUUGUUCAACAAGGAAAGAUAGCCUCGUUAACACUAAUGAAAGACAUAGAACGGUUGGAUCUGCUAAAAGAGAUAGGUGGUACUCGUGUUUAUGAGGAGAGGCGUCGUGAGAGUUUAAGAAUUAUGCAGGAAACAGGAAAUAAACGGAAGCAGAUCAUCGAAGUUGUCCACUACUUGGAUGAAAGACUAAGAGAAUUGGACGAAGAGAAAGAAGAACUCAGAAAAUAUCAACAACUUGACAAACAGAGAAAAUCACUGGAAUACACCAUUUACGACAAAGAGCUUCACGAUGCUCGGGAGAAACUGGAACAGGUAGAAGUUGCACGAACUAAGGCAUCUGAAGAGUCCACAAAAAUGUAUGAUAGAGUGGAGAAGGCCCAGGACGACUCCAAGUCUUUAGAUGAAUCCCUGAAAGAACUGACAAAGGAGCUUCAGACGUUAUACAAGGAGAAAGAAACUGUUGAAGCUCAACAAACUAAAGCGUUAAAGAAAAAGACAAAGCUGGAGCUUGAUGUGAAAGACUUUCAGGAUCGAAUUACUGGAAAUAUUCAGUCUAAGAAUGAUGCACUUGAGCAACUUAAUACAGUGGAAAGAGAAAUGCAGGAUUCUUUGAGGGAACUGGAGGCGAUUAAGCCUUUGUAUGAAAGUCAAGUUGACAAGGAAAACCAGACAUCAAAAAGAAUCAAUGAGCUGGAAAAAACACUUAGCAUUCUUUAUCAGAAACAGGGACGUGCAACUCAAUUUUCAAAUAAGGCUGCCCGAGAUAAAUGGCUCAGGAAAGAGAUUGAAGAUCUUAAGCGUGUUCUAGACUCAAAUACUGUUCAAGAGCAAAAACUUCAGGAUGAAAUUCUUCGCCUCAAUACUGACUUGACAGAGCGUGAUGAGCACAUCAAGAAACAUGAAGUUGAAAUUGGUGAACUGGAAUCUCGUAUUUCCAAGUCCCAUGAACUAUUCAAUACUAAAAAGAGGGAGAGAGAUGAAGAACAAAGAAAAAGAAAGGAAAAAUGGGGAGAAGAAAGUCAACUUUCUUCUGAGAUUGACAAGUUGAAAACAGAACUUGAACGGGCAAAGAAAAACCUUGAUCAUGCAACUCCAGGAGAUGUAAGGAGAGGGCUGAACUCUAUUCGACGGAUUUGUGCAGACUAUAGAAUCAAUGGAGUUUUUGGUCCACUUGUUGAGUUGGUUGAUUGCGAUGAAAAGUUUUUCACUGCAGUUGAAGUCACUGCUGGAAACAGCCUGUUUAACGUGGUAGUUGAGAAUGAUGAUAUUUCAACCAAGAUAAUUAGACACCUGAAUUCUCUCAAGGGUGGACGUGUGACCUUCCUACCUCUGAAUCGGAUAAAGGCGCCUCGCGUCAACUAUCCAAAAGAUUCUGAUGCAAUACCUCUGCUCAAAAAGUUAAAGUUCGAUUCAAAGUUUGAACCAGCAUUGGGUCAGGUUUUUGGUAGAACAGUAGUAUGCCGUGAUCUGAAUGUGGCAACAAGAGUUGCUAAGAAUGAUGACCUCGAUUGUAUAACUAUGGAAGGUGACCAGGUGAGCAGAAAGGGUGGUAUGACCGGUGGAUUCUAUGACCACAGGCGGUCAAAAUUGAGAUUCAUGAAUAUAAUAAUGCAAAAUACAAAGUCUAUAAAUGAGAAGGAGAAGGAACUGGAGGAUGUUAGAAGGCAGCUGCAAGUGAUAGAUCAGCAGAUUACACAGCUUGUUACUGAGCAGCAGAGACUUGAAGCAGACUGGACGCUCUGCAAAUUACAGGUGGAGCAACUUAAGCAAGAGAUAGCUAACGCUAAUAAGCAGAAACAUGCUAUACAUAAAGCCAUUGAAUAUAAGGAGAAAUUACUAGGUGAUAUUAGAACACGAAUUGACCAGGUUAGAUCCAGCAUGUCUAUGAAAGAAGCUGAAAUGGGAACGGAACUUGUGGAUCACCUAACUCCAGAAGAAAGGGAGCAAUUGUCGAAAUUAAACCCAGAAAUCAAGGAUCUUAAGGAAAAAAAAUUUGCAUACCAGGCCGAUCGCAUUGAGAGGGAGACAAGAAAAGCAGAGUUGGAGGCUAAUAUUGCUACCAACUUAAAGAGGAGAAUAACUGAGUUACAGGCUACUAUAGCUUCCAUCGACGAUGAUAGUUUGCCUAGUUCAGCUGGCACAAAAGAACAGGAACUUGAUGAUGCAAAAUUGUCGGUCAAUGAGGCUGCAAAAGAGCUCAAAAGUGUCUGUGACAGCAUUGAUGAGAAGACAAAGCAAAUCAAGAAAAUUAAAGAUGAGAAAGCAAAGUUAAAGACAUUGGAAGAUGAUUGUAAAGGGACACUACAAGAUUUAGAUAAAAAGUUGGAGGAACUGUUUAGCCUUCGCAACACGCUCCUUGCUAAGCAAGAUGAGUAUACUAAGAAGAUUAGGGGAUUGGGUCCAUUGUCAUCUGACGCUUUUGACACGUAUAAACGAAAAAAUAUCAAGGAGCUGCAGAAGAUGCUACACCGGUGCAGUGAACAGCUGCAACAAUUCAGCCAUGUCAACAAGAAAGCGCUGGAUCAAUAUGUGAAUUUCACAGAACAGCGAGAAGAACUUCAAAAUCGGCAAGCAGAGCUUGAUGCAGGAGAUGAGAAAAUUAAAGAGCUGAUAACAGUUCUGGAUCAGCGGAAAGACGAAUCUAUAGAACGUACUUUCAAAGGGGUUGCACAUCACUUCAGGGAUGUAUUCUCUGAGCUUGUGCAAGAUGGAUAUGGUAACCUUAUCAUUAUGAAGAAAAAGGCAUGUUUCUGCAUCCUUUUCCUCAAUGAAACUUUUUCCUCUUUUAACAUUUGUUUACUUUAAGUCAUCGUGAGUUUUUUCAUUAUCAAAUGGUUAACUAAAUUUGAGAGUACUAUUGAAUGAGAUCAAUUGUGUUCUAAUAAACCACGAGUAGAUGUUUUCUAGUGAGCCUUGAGUGUAGAAGUAUAUCCUUGGUAUAACUAUUUGUUGGUCAUCUUACUUGGUAUUUCACUGUUGUCUGAUGCGUUUCGUUUUCUCUUUGACUUUCGCAUAAACCUUUCCUUUGACUCCACCAAGGAUUACUUAAGACCACCAAUAUCUGCACUGUUGUCUUUCUGGAUGAUUCUUGCCUCUGUGUAAAACUUGUGUGAUCUCUUUACUAAUCAGUUGGGUGGACAUAAAACAUUUUGGUUUCACAUAUUCAGGAUCUUGAUAAUGAUGAUGAAGAUGAUGAUGAUGAUGAUGGAGGUCGUGAAGCUGUUACAGAGGGAAGGGUUGAGAAAUACAUUGGUGUAAAAGUGAAGGUCUCGUUCACUGGUCAAGGGGAAACACAAUUAAUGAAACAAUUGUCUGGAGGCCAAAAGACUGUUGUUGCACUCGCGUUAAUCUUUGCAAUCCAGCGAUGUGAUCCUGCACCAUUCUAUCUUUUUGAUGAGAUUGAUGCAGCACUUGAUCCACAGUACCGAACCGCUGUGGGAAACUUGAUUCGUCGUCUUGCUGAUGAUUAUGGCACGCAGUUCAUCACCACAACUUUCCGUCCCGAGCUUGUGAGAGUCGCGGAUAAGAUAUAUGGAGUAUUUCAUAAGAACAGAGUGAGUAUUGUGAAUGUUAUCUCAAAGGAUCAGGCGUUGGACUUCAUUGAGAAAGAUCAGUCCCACGAUACCUGAUCAGUCAAGUGGUUUGGGUAAACUCUUCUCAGUACUCUCUUUCGAGAGCUUGCUUAAAACUUUUUCAGGGUUUGAUUCUAGGAAUAUAUAUUAGUCUAAUGUGCAGUUCAGGUUGUAUAAUUUAUCUAAGUAUACUUUGAAAUAACGGUUUUAUUGUCUCAACUCAGCUAUAUUAAUCUAUGGUACAUUUCGAGACU